This is a messenger RNA of Rotaria sp. Silwood1, 1896 nucleotides long. NCBI's taxonomy places the organism in Eukaryota, Metazoa, Rotifera, Eurotatoria, Philodinida, Philodinidae. The record is from the annotation of a GenBank genome assembly.
AUGCAAUCAUCAUCAUCUAUAAUAAAUUCAUCAAUUAAUCAAAGUUAUGGUCUUUCACAAGAAGAGCGUACACGUAUUUAUCAAUUAUUAAAUGAAUUAGAUAAUGAUCAAUUACGUUUAAUUCUUACGAAACAUUUACGAGCGCCUUCAAUAUUAAAUGAACUACAACAUUAUGCACGUACACGACUUUUUCAAGAAUGUUUCACACUUAUUGAUAAUUGUUAUUCAAGUGAAUUAGAACAAACAUUACUUGCUGUAAGACAAAAACGUUUUCCACCAGACUUUUAUCAACAACAACAACAGCAACAACAAACACAAUCAAAUUUUCGAACACCAUAUAAUCAAGAACAACCAGCUUAUUAUACACAUACAACAAUACAAUAUGGUGGACAACCGAACUAUCGCUUAUCAUCACCAGCAAUCAUACCACAACAUAUACGAGCAAUUCGACCGAAUUUGAAUCCUUCUCAAUCAACUAAUAAUAAUGAUUCUCGCUCUGCUCAACAAGUUUCAUAUAUGCCCCCAAUUCUUUCUCAUUCACAACACAUAAGAUCGUCAUCUCCUUCAACUGCAUCUAUUCCAAAUACUUCGUCUGCAUCUGUUAUUCAACAAUAUCAAACUUCACUUUUGUCGGUACCACCAUUUAUUCAAACAGCUUCUUCUUCUGCUCAGCAAAUUCCUAUUUUACCGUCAACAAAUAAUUCACAACAUCGAACGAAUAAUUUACAGUAUUCGACAAAUAAUUCACUACAUUCAACAAAUAAUUCGCAGCAUUCGACAAACAAUGCACAACAUUCGACAAAUAUUUUGCAGCAUUCGACUAAUAAUUCGCAACACUUAACAAAUAAUUCACAACACUCGACAAAUAACUCACAGAAUUUAAUAAUCAAUAAAAUACAUUAUAAAAAUUUACCAUUUUAUCAUACAAUAACGUGUGUUUAUGAACGUUAUAAUGUAUUUCAUUAUGAUACAUAUCGAAAACAGUAUACAUCAUAUGAUGAAUUUAUUUUACCAUUAGAUAUAUGUAAUCAAUUAGGUUUAUCAUAUGAUUAUGAUCCUAAUCUUAAUCUUCAUAAAACAAGUAAAUGUCUUCUAUUACGUCUUGCACGUAUUGAUCAACCAGCAACAUUUCAUGGACAAUAUGAAGAUAAUCUUCCACCAAAUUUAGCUAUUGUUGUUAAUGGACAUACUUUAACAAAUUUACCUUUACCAAAAGCUUGUACACGACAACAAAGUGAUUUAAUGCGUAUUGGACGUGAAAUUGAUUUAACAUCAUAUAUGAUGUUUAAUCCAAUAUUAAAAAAUGAACUUCGUAUAACAUGGACAUAUCGUCUAGAGAAUACAAGUUUACAUGUACAAUAUGCUAAUGCUAAAUAUGCAUUACAUAUAUUUCUUGUUGAACAUUUAACAAUUGAUCAAUUAUGUGAAAAAAUUAUAAAAAAACCAUUAAAAUUUUAUCGUCAAGAUUCAUUGAAAUUAGUAGCUAAAGCAUGUGCUAAAGAUCGUGAUCUUGGUUUAGAAGUUAGUGAUCAAAAACUAAAAUUAACAUGUCCAAUUGAUCAAAGACGUUUAAGAAAACCUAUACGAGCAACAACUUGUCAACAUCUACAAUGUUUUGAUUUAACAAAUUAUAUUGCUUUAAAUGAGAAGUCCAACAAAUGGAUAUGUCCUGUUUGUAAUAAACCAGCUCUAUUUGAUGAUUUACAAAUUGAUACAUAUACAGAAUCAAUAUUAAAUUCAAUAAAAAAUGAAAAUAUAACCGAAAUAACAAUUAAUGCUGAUCUUCAAUGGACACCUGUUAUACAAUCGAAAAUAGAAGAUGAAUCAAUUGGUGUCAACUCAAACAUAAAUAUAAUUUCAUCAUCACAUGAUCCUAUUUUAAUUGAUGAUGAUUAA